AUGCUCCUGCUGCCUUAUUUCCACUCUGAUGACACUAUUCCAGGGACAUCAAGGAGACAGGACUCCGUUGGCCCCGACAACACCGAAGCUUUCACAGCUGUGCAGGAUUUGGCUGAAGCACUCUUCAAUCUGAGAGAGCACAGUCUGGCUCUCACCCUUGAAGAGUCCAAUAACAUUGUUGCUCUUUGGAAGAGAUUGUCAGAGCACGACAAGGAGCGCACCGUUUUUUCUCCACGCCACCAAACAACCCUGAACAAAGGCCGUAGAGCAUCGUUGCACCAGGCGUGGAGUCGACAAAACGGUAUGUUGGUCACAGCUGUUCAGCCACUGAUGCAUAUUCUUCUACAGAUCUUGGCUGAGUCCAUUUUUCUUGCCUUUGUCCUCCUAGGAGCUAUUCUUGAGCACGCAUUCCUGGACAGUGGCCAGAUUGUUGAGGCCAUUUUUGUCCAGCUCUGCAUGGCUUACCCAAACCCAAAGAGAGUGGAAGGUGUGGCAUUUUCAAGGUGGACCCUCAUCAUUCGUGCUUACAAGCACAUUAGAGCGUGCAUCCUGAACAACUUCACCAUCAUGGAGGAGACUAGAGGUCAACAAAACAACCCUCACACAGUGGUAUUGCAGACGCACCCGGACACAGGAGAAAGACAUUCUCGAACAGGGCAUUCUGGCACCAAAGCCAGCCAUUUCCGGUGAUACCAGUCAGCACCACAGCACAAAGCCAUUCAACCUGCUCCAUCACACAAACCACACACCUUCGUCCUUCAUCCCGACACGGCUGGAACGGCAAAACUGAAAGUGAAAAAGUCAGAGCACAGUGCCCACCUCAGCCUCAGAACACAGGACAGUUGUCUGUGGAAAAUUUCCACCAGCAACCUCAUCUGGUCCCACCUAUUCUGUCCAUUCUUUUAUUCCAAUCCAGCCACUUCCUCAACCCAUCCUGCCACAGUUUAUCUGUGCUCCGACUCCCUCUGUGCCAGUGUACCCUGUUGUGGCUGGGCCAUCAGCACCUAAAAGCCAGACACCACAUGUACCCUACACCACACAGCAGUACAGGAAGAGGAAGGGGGAAAAAAGGAGCAGGCUGGACUACACACACGGAAAUAUGUAAAAAAAAAACAAAAAAAAAAAACCCAGAUACAUUAGUUAAAAGUGCCAAAAAGAAAGAAAGCCAUCCUACCAUAAACAGUAUUUUGGGAACUGGUACUGUGAAGAGACUGCAAACCAGUCUUUUGAAGACUGGAGAGCUGAAAUGGCUGCACGUGGGGCUAUGGUAAAAAAAAAAAAACAACCUUAAAUGUAAAUGGCUUCAUUUUUUCCAUUUUUGAUGUUUGUGUGAUUACUGUUUGUUUUUUCCUGUUUUUUCUGUCUUUUAAAUAAACAAGUGUGAGUUUUUGUAUUUUC
Molecule: messenger RNA, 1398 nt
Organism: Nothobranchius furzeri (turquoise killifish)
Lineage: Eukaryota; Metazoa; Chordata; Actinopteri; Cyprinodontiformes; Nothobranchiidae
Source: RefSeq, a predicted model, not a curated record